Phoenix dactylifera (date palm) is the source of this 1506-nucleotide messenger RNA. RefSeq lists its product as uncharacterized. NCBI's taxonomy places the organism in Eukaryota, Viridiplantae, Streptophyta, Magnoliopsida, Arecales, Arecaceae. The record is from RefSeq and is a predicted model, not a curated record.
CAUUGGAUUCUCCUUACCCGACCAACGGAGUUCCGUUACUUCCGCUUCGUUCCUCUCCGGCCUUGCUUGCUUUGAGAUUCCAACUUCGGCUGACAUGGCGCAAUAUAGGGAUCCCUCCGCAUGAUCUAUUCAGUAUAGAGGACCAACCCUCAAAAGCUUGCCUUUGGGUCGAGCACGGUGUGUGUCAUCAAUUGAAUUGGAUCCGAUCUCUUUGGCUCUCUUAAAUUCUUCAUCGAGAUUGCUUCGUUUGUGUUCUCUCAAUUUCUGAUGUUUUUCUGGGUCUCCUGAGUACAUUCGAAGAGGGGCAUAAAUCGAGAGAAGCAGAGAUGGCCGACAAGCCGAGCCGGGCGCUGGUGAUAUACGGGGACGGCCACGCUUCUCUGCUCUCUCCCUCGCAUGCCCAUCUCCACUCAUUUGCCUCUCGGGCCUCCUGCGGCUUUCUUUCCCUCCGGACCCCCCCUCCCACCGAGUCUGAAAAUGACAGAGUGGUUAGAGAACUAGCACAAUUAUUGGACGCAUAUGAUUUCUAUGCAGCAAGGAAUAGACAACAUGAAGAAGCAGAUGCUGAUGCCAAUCUAAAGGAAUCUUCCAUCCCAACAGUAUCACAGAGGUUUAUGGGUUUGAAAGCUGCUAUAAUUACUGCUUGCCCGAAUCUUAGAUCUUUUGCUAGAGAGCUUGGUUUUAGUGUUUUAAAAAUUGAUGAUUUGAUCACGAAAAGUGACCCCUCUGAGAAAAACCUUCAAGAGCUUCCUGAAGAAUUAACAUCUAAGUUACUAGAGUUGCUAGGCUUUUCUGGAGGGAAGGUUCUUGAAAAAAGUGAGUUUGAUCUCGUGAUUUUGCACAUCAGAGCAAGUGACAUGUCACAAGAUCUGAAAGAAAAGAUGGCUGGUGGCACUGGUGUUGAUUGGCUCAACAAGAUCAUAGGUGGAAUUAUGCAAUCAACACAGGCUGGAUUAGAUAUCGCUUCUCGUCUACACUUCUCGAUCAUAUUGAGCUAUGGCACUGUUUCUGCAAGUGAGGAUAGUUGCUCCUUUAUUUUGAACUCUGGAACAGAAACAAAUUCUGAUCCGUCUUUUCUUCGCCCUUGUCAAAGUUAUACCAUCAAAGGAGGAAAAAUAUUAAAUGAUGUCAGGCAUCACCAUCCAAUGCUAAUUGCUCAGUGGCAGGAGGGAGUAACCCGCAGGGAUAUGGCUAGGGAAUUCUCCUUUAAAGAAUUUAAAGAGCGUGGGGGAAAUCUUGCUAUACUUGCAGACAGAUUCCUGCACGAGGUGGCAUUUAAGCUUUGGAAGGCACCUAAAUAUGGAGCUUGAUGCUAUCAUUCAUGAAGGUGUAAUUUCUUGAAUGACUAACCUGAUCUCAGACUUGAAAAACCGAAAGUAUGUUUAAAUAUCUCCGCAACUUCUGGGCCAUAUGGCCAUUUUGCUUGCAGAUCUUGUCAAAAAUUACUUAUGGGACUCCCAAGUGGAUGCUUAAUCCUUCCAAGAAUAAAGACUCUAAUGUUAUAAA